This is a messenger RNA of Ictalurus furcatus (blue catfish), 9777 nucleotides long. RefSeq names its product microtubule actin crosslinking factor 1b (gene macf1b). The transcript has 41 exons. The record is from RefSeq and is a predicted model, not a curated record. Gene Ontology annotation, biological process: wound healing; cytoplasmic microtubule organization; hemidesmosome assembly. Bases 2224 to 8031 code for a protein of 1935 amino acids. NCBI's taxonomy places the organism in Eukaryota, Metazoa, Chordata, Actinopteri, Siluriformes, Ictaluridae. Gene Ontology annotation, molecular function: calcium ion binding; structural molecule activity; microtubule binding. Gene Ontology annotation, cellular component: membrane; cytoplasm; hemidesmosome.
GGGGGGAUUAAUGUUAUUCCAUUUUAAUUAUAUAACAUACAUACAUACAUACAUACAUACAUACACACAUGUAUCUACAUAAAUAUAAUAGGUAUAGUACAAAUAUACAAGCAGGUAUUCAAAUUAAUAACAAAUAAUUGAACUUAAAAUACUGUAACAGGAUUAAUUCAAAUAACUAAAUUCAAAUAGAUUUUUAUUUGAAUUUAGUAUUUUGCAUACCCAAGAUUUGUUUUAUGAAUUUUUAAUUGAAAUUAUGAAUUUAAAAAAAGAAUUUCAAUUUCAACUACACUAAUAUUACUUUGACAGGUUGAUGAAUAGGUAACGAUAAAGGCAAAAUAACAAUAAAGAUCAUCUUCAUUGUCACUAAAUAGGAUGAAUUAUUGCCACCUUUCAUAAAAAUGAGCAAAAAAAUUUAUCAGACAAUACUACCACCUAUUUCUUGAAUGGAACAGUUGCAUUAUUGUGCAAUAUUUGUUUUAUACAUUUAAUGUUAUUAUUUUUAUUUUCCACUCAAACAGUAGGUGAAAUUGUUUCACAUAUAAAUUGUCAUUCUUUAAAACAUUUUUCAUUUGCUCACAGUCCCCAGGUAACUCUUGUUACCAAUAAUCAUGUCAUGUUCCCCUGAGGUAUAAAAAUGAGGUUACAUGUAAAAUAUAAAAUCCCUUUGUCAUCAUUUACCAUGGGGGAAAAACCAAAGAAUUUAACACAAAAGAGACAGGCCAAGAUUGACCUGCACAAAUUAGGUAGUGAAUAUAAAAUUGCUUAUACAGUUAGUGUCAUGAUGUGAGUCCAUGGAGGCGGAUACAAAUGCAGAACUUCUUUUAUUGCAGACAGACAGAGGGAAUAGACACAGGGAAAUUGAAAUCAGAGGAAAGACACAAAAGGAACCCGCAUUAUCAGAAACUUGGUAAUUAGAAAAUAAACCCUAAGGUAAAAAAGUACAAAAUAACCAAAACACAGUGCAUAAAGAAAAGCAAUAAGAGAACCAAAUACAAAAUGUGACCUGACCUUAAUCCAGCAACUAAGGAAGAAAAACAGGCGGUUUAAAUAGGGUACUAAAUAAUCAGGGAAAACGGAAAAACACAUGAGUAUAGUUGAGACAGGAAAUGGAAGGAGACAACAGAGGAAGAAGUUCUGCAAGGACAGCCAGGGUGGAAUUGCCCCUGGGGGCCAUUACAGUUAGGAAUGUAUUUUGUACAAUUAGGGCCAUAACAAAAAGUUUUGUAUGUUUAAAACAGUUAGAAAUAUCCCAGGGACUACACCCAUAAGCACACUGUCGUGAUUAGGUGUGUACCAAUGUGUUCUUCUAAAAGAAAAUUAAUCAAUGCCACAAUCAUAAAUCAAUCAUACAAACAAUUGAUGUGUAAAUAAUUUAAUAGCACAUAACUUGAUUCUUGAUACAGAGUGACUUCAUCAUUCACUCACAUAACGAUGGGAGGCUAAUAAAUUGAAUUGUAUCAGUAGCAGAUUCAGUGAUCUCGUCAAAUAUUGAAUCAUUGCCUUAUGAAUCAAAAUCAUCUUGUGUGGUAGCCUAAGGUUUACACCCAGUGAGGAGGUUGGUGAAGGAGGGAAGAGAGAGACCAAAGAUCACAUAAUGCAGUGGCUAAAGGUCACCAAGCAUCAUUAGAACUGCAGUUGGAAUUGUGUUGUGGUCAGAUGAGACCAAAAUCAAAGUCUUUGUUCAUGCACACCAUCAGCAUAUUUGGUGACAAAACCGGACUGUAUAAGGAAAUUAUAGAAAUAAUUGCCAAUAAUUCUAAAACCAGUGUCUAGUAGAAAAAAAAAAGUGAUUUUAAAUCACUUAUUACAUGUUGUUGUUAUUGUUUAUUGCUCAUUUUAAUGAAUGGCAACUCUAAGUUGACAACAGUUUAGGUUUUGGAUAAGAAUAUAUAAUAUGUUAGUAUAUAAUGAUGCAAUAUACAUUAUAAACCUAUAAUCGUUUCUUUUUUUUUUUUAAUGUUGCCUACUCAUUAUGUUUAUUACCUUGUAACUACAUUUAUAGGCCAUUGUUUCCAGGUAUACUGUACCUACAAAGUGCACUUAUGGUAGAUAGACAACUACUAAGUGUAGCCUAUCUGUUGCUAUGCACAGUUUUUCAGCGCCCCUCUACCAUGUCCACCUCUGGGAGGAGAUCACCAUCUUCCUGCUCAAUCCCUUCCCUUAACGCAACUUUCACCUGUCCAAGGUGGACAUUAUAAGGAUGCAGAAGGCAAAAGAUAUGGAAUGGACACAGAGGAGUGGAGUCAGUGGCAGAAUGAGUUUCGUGGGCAGAUCCGGGCACUGCGCCACUGGCUGAAGAGCAUGGAGAUGAGACUGCCUCCUGUGGAUCCUGCACUUCAAAGUAAUGGAAAGUCCAGGUUGGAGAAGGAAUUAAGUCUGGAUAGAUGGAAGAGUACCAGGAGUACUUUGGCUCUGACAGAUGGAUUUGGGGAUCCUGAAAUGUUUAAGCAAAAUCUGCAGAAAUUAUUAACCUGGGUUUGUGAGAUUGAAGAGCUCAUGGCAAAUCAAAAACCUCCCUCAUCGGAAUUUAAAGUAGUGAAAGCUCAGCUUCAAGAACAGAAGCUUCUGCAGCGUCUUCUAGAGGACAGGAGGUCUAGCAUGGAAACUAUGAUGCAGGAAGGCCCACAUUUAGCAGAGGAGCUUCAGGAGGAAGAGAGGGAUAAAGCCAAACUCCAACUUCCCCAACUCAAACUGAAGUGGGAAGCUCUUCUUUUAGGAGCUAAUAGCAGGAGACAGAGUUUGGAGCUCAUUUUGCCCCAGGCUCAGCUCUUUCAGGAGAGAAUAGACAGUCUUCAUCAAUGGCUAAUAUCCAUGGAGCAGGACUUAGCGGAGCUCCGUUCUGCAGAGAGAGCAAUGCUUCAUUUACAGGAAGCCACUGAUCAAGCCAAGGCUGUCAUGGAGGAAAUAAAAGCAAAGAGUGCUGACUUAGGAAAACUUCAGCAGUGCUGUCAUGAUUUCAUUGAGAGAGUCUCAGAGGAGGAGUUUCAGCUGGUUCAAGAGAAGGCAGAUAGCUUGCGGAUCCGGUACUCAGUGCUCAGUUUGGGCAGUGCUGAUGUGCUGCAGAGGCUGGAGCAUGCUCUGGAGGCUUCUAGCCGAUGCACCUCCAGUCAGGAAGACCUCCACCUGUGGCUGGGCCGCAUCGAGAGGGAACUUCUGGGAACAGCUCAGACUGGAGAUGCAGUGCUGUGUGCUGCUGAGAGAGAGAGGUUGGAACAAGCAGUUGAAAAAGAAUUGGCCUGGUUUCGAGCUACAACCCAGGGACUGGAGAACCUCAGAGUCAUCAUCCUGGACCCUGAUGUCAUUGCUACCCAGCUCUAUGAACAGAAAAUUCUCUCAGUGGAGAUUCUUCAGCACAGGUAUAACAUAGAGAAAAUGGUGAAGGUUUCUGAACUCUUACAGGCAUAUAGUGAGAGUGAGGAUAUGGGAAGCCUCCAGACGGGUCUGGACACUCUGGAGGAGCAAUGUCAGAUAACCACUGGCACUAAUUCCCAUGUGGUGUUACAACUGGAGCAUGCUCAAUCUCUCUUGUCCCAGUUCUCAGAGGGCUAUGCCGAGGUGGUGCCAUGGUUACAGGAAACCAAAACCCUUACUGACCGGCUUACUUUGAACACCAUCAGUUACGAGGCAUUCAGAGAACAACAGGAGCUCUUACAGAGCCUAAGGGAGUCUGUAGCUGAACACAAGCCUUUAAUAUUCCGAUUAGGAAUGCUGGCCAAACGUCUGUCAGACCUGAGUCCUGACCAGGCACAGCAAUACUGCCAGAAAGUGACAGAGGCUGAGGAGCACUACCAAACCAUCAGAGACAGAGUCCGAGAGGCUGCCAGAGUCCUUGAGGAGUCUCUGCCACGGUAUACGCAGCUGAAUGAGAGGAUGAUUCUGAUAGGGGAAAGCAUCGAGCAUCUGUACAACCACAUGCAGACCACAGUGAUUCUUCAGGGCCUCACUCCACGCAUUCAGGAACAACUGAAGGACAACAAGAACAUUCUGGCUGAGCUCUCCAAGCUGGAGCUGAGCCUGAACAGUGUGAGGACUCAAGCUGAGGAGCUGCUGGCAAACACACAAGCAGUGGCAGGCAGCUCCAUAGGCUCAGCUAUCCAGGAGCAGGUGAGCAGCCUGACCAGCCAGUGGGAGGAGACUCAAAGGCAGUGUCAGGAGAGGGAGAAGUGGCUUCUCCACCUGCUUGAUUUGGCUACAAGGUUCUGGAAUUAUGUAAGCAGCAUGACCAUUGGGUUGAAUGAUGCCCAACAAAUACUGCUAGACCUCAACUCAAGCAGAACAGACUCAGAAACCAUCCAGCAGAGCCUGGUCACAAUGCAGACACUGAGAGAGGACAUUGAUGGACUACAAGGAGAACUAGACACACUUGGGGUUUUGGGAAUGGAGCUAAUGUCUGCAUGUGGAGACACGGACAAGCCAGAUGUCACAAAAAGCUUAGAUGAGCUCUACUGCACAUGGAACAAUCUAAAUAAGAUCUGGACUGAGUGCCACAAUAAGUUAGAAGAAUCUCUACAGUUGGCGCUGAAUUAUCAGGACACCCUGCAGGGGCUAUUUGAGUGGCUCAAGUCAGCAGAACUGAAAUCCACUGAAGAGUUCUUAGUGGGAUCUGACCUUGGAUCUGUCAAAGAGCAGCUGUGUGGUCUGAAGGAGUUCAAGCGGGAAUUAUACCAGAAAAAGAUUGAGGUUGAGAGUUUGAACCAUCGUUUUGUGGGUCGUCUCUCUCCGGGGUCUGUGCGGCCUGGGUCUGCCUCACCGUUGAGUGAUUUUCGUCAGCGCUGGGACAGCCUGGAGUCAGAGACUGUCAGCCGACAACACCAAUUGGAGUGUGCACUGCUGGGAUUGGGCCAGUUCCAGAAUAAUUUUGAUGAGCUGCAUGCCUGGAUCUCCCACACUGCUGAACUGCUGCAGGCAUCUCGGCCCAUCAGCAUUGACCUACAGACCUGUGAGAUAGAGCUGGCCAAGCACAAGGUGCUGCGCAAUGAUGUGAUGUCACAUGUACACACUGUGGAGUCUCUGAACCAGGCAGGAAGGAUCCUGCUGGAGGGCACAGGAGGAGAGAGCCCUCAGGGUCUGCAGCAUCACCUGGAGCAACUGAACGAGUGCUGGGAGUUUGUACGCUCUGAGACAGAGCGCAGGCAACUGGAGCUGGAGAAUUACCUCAGUCAAGUUCAAGAUGUAACAAUGGAAAUCCAGGAUCUUCUGCAGUGGCUGGAGUACACAGACUUGAAACUAUCCUCCACUAAAACUGUAUGGGGAAUGCCAGACUCUGCCAGUGAGAGACUCAGUAGUCAUUUGGAGCUGUGUAAUGAGAUGGACUCUAAACUGCAUUCCUACACGAAUAUCCGUAAUGCUGUCCACAGGAUGCUGGAGGGAAGCAACGUGGCCCGUGGCUCCAACACUGAGCACAGCUUAAGCAUCCUGGAGCAGAAGUGGAACACUGUCUAUACAAAAAUGCAAGACCGCAAGGCUAAGUUAACAGAAGGACUUGGUCUAGCAAAGGAGUUUAACAGCAAUGUCCAAGAUCUGCUGACCAAAAUGGCAAAGUGUAAAGAGGUCAUUAGUGCCCUGCCUACUCCCAGCUUCAUCCUCGACACCAUCAGCACCCAGCUUCAGGAACACAAGAUGUUGGUGAAUGAGGUCCAGUCAUACGGGGAGAAGAAGACUUGUGUUGAGAAUUCAGCCUCACAGCUGUUGGAGCUUAGCAGGAAAGAGGACUGUGAUGUGGUACAGAAUCUGCUGAUAACAGUACAAGACCGCUACAGGAAGCUCAACCAGCACACUGCAGACAGGGGGAAGACUCUGGAUGAUGUUAAGAAACAAGCUAAACAGUUCAGUGAGUCCUGGCAGCUGCUGAUGGACUGGAUGACUGAAGUUGAACAGACUCUGGACACACAUAAGGAGAUCGCUGUGUCACAUGAAGAGAUCAAACAGCAGCUCAUUGAGCAGAAGGAAUUCCAUAAACUCUUUCGCUCCAAGAGGCCAAUGUACGAGGCCUGCUUGAAGCGUGGUCGCACCCUCUUAGAAAAGACUCAGAAUCCUUUAGACACCCAGCAUCUUGAGAAUAUGGUGUCUGAGCUCAGAGACUCAUGGGAUACUGUCAGUGGAAAGUCUAUGGAGAGGCAACAUAAAUUGGAGGAGGCUUUGCUGUUUUCUGGAAGGUUCAGCGAUGCUCUCCAGGCACUAAAUGACUGGCUGUACAGGGCAGAGCCACAGGUUGCUGAAGAUGUGCCUGUUGGUGGCGAGAAGGACUUGGUUAAUAAUUUAACUGACAAGCACAAGGUGUUCCAGAAAGAGCUGGGGAAGCGUGCUGGUUGUAUUCGCACCCUGAAGCGUUCGGUGAGAGAUCUGACCCGUGGAAGCACUGCUGAUGCCCACUGGCUGCAGGAGCAGAUGGAGGAUUUGGAGGUCCGCUGGGAGGCUGUGUGUAAACUCUCAGUGUCCAGACAGACCAGACUGGAGGCAGCACUACGACAGGCAGAGGAGUUUGACAGAAUGGUCCACUCAUUCCUUGAUCAACUUGUUGACAUUGAGAGGGUUUUGAAAUAUGGCUCAUUACCUGAAGAAGAAAAGGCUCUCCAAACCUUUCUCACACAGCACAAGGAGUCAAUGAGUUCUUUAAGUAGUCAUCAGGUGGCACUGGAAUGCAUACAAACCUUAGGUGAAGAGAUUUUGUCCUCCUGCCACCCUGACUCUGUUAUUACUAUCAAAUCUUGGAUCAGUGUCACCAAAACCCGCUAUGAGGAAGUCCAGACAUGGGCACAGCAGCAAGCUGAACGAAUCCAAGCUGCCCUUUCUGCUCUGGAGGCUGAGAGAAAAGAGGUACAGGGCCUCCUGAACUGGAUCUCCUCUGCUGAAGAAUCACUGAACCUCAAAGACCAGGAACCCUUGCCUGAUGACAAAGAGCAGACAGCAGAGCUCAUCACCCAACACACAGUUUUUAUGGAUGAGUUAAAGAGUAAAGUAAUAGAAGUAGAAAAUGCCACAAAAUCCUGCAAACUCAAGCUGACUCCUAAGCAGCAGGUGUCUCCGAGCCACAAGACACCAACCAAAAGGAGAGGCCAAACAAAGUCCCAGACCUCAGUUACUUUGCCACUGGAGAGGCUGGAACCUCAGACACCCCAGUUGUGUCAACUAGUCAGUGGGUGGCAGAAACUGUGGGUCCAGGCCCACAGCAGACAGAGCAGACUUGAAGAGCACCAGCAGAGACUCAGAGAGGUGGAAGAGUUUGCUAACUUUGACUUCAACAUAUGGCGCAAGAGGUACAUGCAGUGGAUAAGUCACCUCAAGUCUCGGAUUUUAGAUGUUUUCCGCAGCAUCGAUCGGGAUCAGGAUGGCCGAAUUAGCCAAAAGGAGUUCAUCGACAAUGUCCUGGCCUCCACAUUCCCAACCAGUUCCUUGGAAAUGACAGCAGUUGCAAACAUCUUUGAUGUGAAUAGUGAUGGAUUCAUUGACUACUAUGAGUUUGUGAGUGCACUCCACCCAAGUCGAGAUCCCUACAGAAGAACAAUUGAUGUAGACCAGAUCAAUGAAGAGGUGAGCAGGCAGGUGUCCCAGUGCAGCUGCCCAAAGAGAUUUCAGGUGGAGCAGGUUAGCGCUAACCGGUACAGGUUUGGAGAUUCUCAGCAGUUACGUAUGGUGCGUAUUUUACGAAGCACACUCAUGGUACGUGUUGGUGGUGGAUGGACAGCGCUGGAUGAAUUUCUUGUUAAGAAUGACCCUUGCAGAGUGAAAGGUCGGACAAACCUGAAGAUAAAGGAGAAGUACCUGUCACCUCAUUCUUUUGAAGCAUCUGGUUGCAGAGGAAGCAAGGGGAUGACAGUGAGCAGGUCAAACUCCAGCCUGAGUUUAUACAGCAGUGCCUCAGCUCCUAGUAGUCCCUUAUCUCGAAAGGCACUGUUACGCAGAAGUUUCUCUGGGGAACGGUGCAUUCGGCCAAGGAGCUCUAUAGCUGCAUUAGGAACAGACCAGUUCUCUCCAGCAGGAGAUGAUGAUUCUCCCUCAACCUCAGAGGAAACUGAAAGUGCGCCCACAUGAUUCUACACUCAGCUCCCAGCAUGUAAAAGCAACAGGACUCAGGAUCCAAGUUCAGAGGCCCAGAAAGUGGUACAGGCCAAAAUAGAAGAACUUAGUUUAUUGGUCCCUCCUCUACAUAACCCUUCACACACUCACCCUGGCUGAUGGACCUUUUUUUCAUCCAAGAGCUGGUGGAUCAUGUUCCCAGUGGUACAAAGGUGUGGUGGGAAUUCUAUCCACAGUCAGGAAUUAUGCAACCUUAGUCCUUUUCACAACACAGCAUUUUGCCAGCUACUAAAAUUUGUAUUUAUAUAUUUUGCUUGUGUUGGUUUUUUUUUUUGCAAAGCAAACACAGUAUAUCCUCCUCUCUGUUCUGAGAGACUUAAAGUGUUAGAAUGUUCUGCAUGGGUAUUAGCUGCAUGAUGCCUCUGCUCUCCCAAAUCCCAAAUAUUUUGGCUUUAUACUAAAUAAUGUGCAUACUGAGGUCCUUUACUGUGAGGAUGUGGGCAUCAAAAAUGCAAAUGCCUUUCCUGAAAACACACAUAUGCACACAUUCACACAUAUCAGCGAUCUGUUUCAUAAUUAUUUACUCGACAACCUGCAGAUGCUGAUGCCAACCAAAACAACCAGACCUCGUUCAACUGCCUUAAGGCUUGAAUGAAUGUAUUCUCUAUUAUUAUGUAUUGUAUACUCUUGAAAAAAAAAAAAAACUCAAAUAUUAAGAUACAUUUGUAUUGAACUUUGUAUGUGUGGUUGUAGAAUUUCCUCAGGUUUGAUGAGUUAAACUAUUUAAAUAUUAAGCAGUAAUUUGGCCCUCGUACAAAGGUACACUGUAAUGCCAGUUAGAAGACUUGACAUGUUGAACAUCCAAAAAGAUAUGUUUUUCACUGCAAUCAAAUAUAUAAUGGAUUUGUUUUUCUCUCUAGCUCAUGUUAAUGUCUUUGUAGAGUAAUUAUAUUUCAACUUAUUCUUGCAUAGAUUUCUAAAUAAAUCAUUUUGAACAAUCAACUUUAAGUGUUUCCCUAAGAGGACAUGAAAGUGUAGGUCUCCAUGAGAUUAGCAAAAAAUAUGAAUUGUCCAACACUCUCUGCCAGUCCUGAACUGUGUUUUAUUUAAACCAAAGGCCACAUGUAUUUGAUCUGUUUUUGUAUCAGCAGGGCAGAGUCCUGUAUAUCUAUUCAUUUUAUACCUUAAAGAAUGUCUUAGUUGUGGCCUUUGGUUCAUAUCACAUAACAUGCAUGUGCCUUUUUUGUUGAUCUUAAAUACACAAUGUAAUGUGAAUACUGCUGAAGUCUGUGGAACACACUUUGUGUCAGUUGUCCACUUACUGCAGGAACAAUGGUGCAACUAUGAGUAUAUAUUUAAAAAAAAAAAAAAAAAAAAAAAAUUCAUGCCACUUUACCUUCAUUCAUUAUAUGUACAGUAUAACUGCUGCUUUCUGAAACACUGGAAAGAGCUUUCUCCUGAAUAUGUACCUUUCUGGUGACAUCCAAAAAAGCACUGCAUGUACUCACUUCAGAAGAUUUUUAUUUCGUUGUAGAUGAAUGUUACUAAUAAGAUGUUUCUUGUAAAAUAAACCAUUUUAUAGAAUGUUGUUUUUAAUAUGAAGAGUUUUUUCAUUUUUUGGUUUGUUCUCAGCUAUCAUAUAAUGACUAGUCAUCCUAUUAUCUGUACUGUAUGUACUAUCAGUGUAUAAAUAACUACAGUAAAAUUACCUUUAGUACAUACUGAAAUUCAGAAGCUGAUGACCCUGCUUUGGCAUAGUAU